AAAUAUAUUUUUGCAUAUAAAGUAAUAGUGUUUUUUUAAUUUAUAAUAUUUUGUAAAAUUAAUAUGCAACAUUAACAAUAUGAUAUGCCGUCUAUGUUUGCAAGAGGCAAAUUGCCCAAUUGAAAUAUUCGACACAAAUGGUGAACAAUUGAACAUUGUCAAUAUUAUAGAGAAACACUUUUGGUUUAAGCCAUUACCAAAUGAUAAUAUUUCAACAAAAUUGUGCCGUAAAUGUUGGUGCAUAAUAAAUGAUUUCCAUCAAUAUUAUGUACUUGUGGCAAAAGCUCAUGAAAUUUUUGAGAAAACGGAUAAAGGCUGUACCAUAAUUAAAGGAGAGAUGGAUGUGGAUCCAACAAUGGCGACAGUGCAUUUUGAUGUGGAAGUUGAUAUUAAGGAAGAAGAUACUGCUUGGAAUUAUGAAUUUGAUGAUAAUCCAUUAUAUGAACCAGAAGUCCCAAGCAGUGUGGUAGCUGAAGUGGAACAAACAUCAAUUAAUAAUGAAAGUAACAAAACUGUUAUUGACCAUUUAAAUGAGGAAACAAAUAAAUCUAAAGAUUUAUCAGAAACAGAAAUCAAAAAUACCGUCGUUUCAAAACCACGAAAAUGUAAACAAAAAACUGUGUCUAUGAAAACAAUUCAAAAUAAACCCCAAAAUGUGUCCAAACAAAAACGAAGCACUAUGAUCACAUCUAAAGAUGAUGAAAUAAUUAAAAAGCAUAUACCAAUGGGCUGCAAUUUAUGCACUUUUGUGGGUGAAAAUUUUUCAGAUAUGACUAAACAUUUUCGUGCCGAACAUGGAAAUCAGAGCCCAUAUGUUAUGUGUUGUGGACGAAAAUUAAAUAAGAGGUUUUUAGUUGUUCAUCACGCCUAUAAACAUGAGGAUCCUGAAUUUUUCAAGUGCAAGGAAUGCCAUAAAGUAUUUUCAGAUGGGUAUGUCUUGCGUUCUCAUCAACUUGCUGCUCACGCACCUGAAACAGAAUUAACGUAUGAAUGUGAUCAAUGUCCAAAAAGAUUUUCUCGACGAUACUUACUGGAACUACACAAACCUUCGCAUAUACCAAUAAAUGAGCGACAGUUUAUAUGUGAAAAAUGUCCACAUGUCAAUGCAUUUGCUAGUGAUCACUUACUGCAGAUACAUGUCAAUAUGCGUCACAAUAAAGCAACAAAUGUCUGUCAUGUAUGUGCUAAAGAAAUACGCGAUAAUCAGGCAUUUGAAAAGCAUGUACGCUUACACUUUGAAGAUAGUGGUCCACGGGUUAAAUGUCCUCGUCCGGAUUGUGAUCGCUGGCUUAAAGAUUUGGACAAUCUAAAACAACAUUUACGUCGUCAUAAUAUAGAGGGAAAGGUAUAUACAUGCAAUGAUUGUGGAAAGGUUUGCAAAAAUCGCAGUGCACUUACAAGUCAUUUUAAUUAUGCGCAUUCGAAUGCAGUAUUUUCCUGUGAAGAGUGCAAUAAAACUUUCAAAAAGGCAAUUUCACUUAAAGAACACAUGGCGCAACACACUGGAGAAAGUCUGUAUAAAUGUCCAUUUUGUACGCGAACAUUUAAUUCGAAUGCAAACAUGCAUUCACAUAAAAAGAAAAUGCAUCCAGUAGAAUGGGAUGUUUGGAGGAAAACGAAAAGAGGUCAUUCUCAGCAUGAGGUCAGCAAUCAAAUUGUUUUGAAAGCAGUUGCCACUACAACGAAAGGAAACUGAAAAUAGUAAAUCCUCUACAAUUUAUUAAGCUUAUUAAAAUUUAAGUUACAACAAAAUUUACUUAAAAAAAACUUAACUUAAACUUGUGCAAUAUAUGAUUUGUAAAAUGUAAAUUAAAUGGACUUAAGUUGUAAUUGUAAGUUUAUAUAUUUUAUGUGCUGUAAGGCACACACAUCUAUAAAUGAUUGUAGUCAAAAUAGAUUUUUGAUUUACAUUGAUUAUGGCUUUAGUGAACCAUUAAAAGAUAUAUAAA
Messenger RNA from Teleopsis dalmanni, 1949 nucleotides. RefSeq names its product transcription factor grauzone. Gene Ontology annotation, biological process: regulation of transcription by RNA polymerase II. Gene Ontology annotation, cellular component: nucleus. The record is from RefSeq and is a predicted model, not a curated record. Bases 80 to 1696 code for a protein of 538 amino acids. The transcript has 6 exons. NCBI's taxonomy places the organism in Eukaryota, Metazoa, Arthropoda, Insecta, Diptera, Diopsidae. Gene Ontology annotation, molecular function: RNA polymerase II transcription regulatory region sequence-specific DNA binding; zinc ion binding; DNA-binding transcription factor activity, RNA polymerase II-specific.